This is a messenger RNA of Closterium sp. Naga37s-1, 2175 nucleotides long. NCBI's taxonomy places the organism in Eukaryota, Viridiplantae, Streptophyta, Zygnematophyceae, Desmidiales, Closteriaceae. The record is from the annotation of a GenBank genome assembly.
AUGCCCAAGAUUAAGGUUCUCUUCUUCGCGCGCGCUCGCGAGCUCGUAGGCGCGGCAGAGCAAACCUUAGAGCUGCCCGCGGACGCCGAUUCUCGCUUGCUCCUCGAGCGCCUCUACGACGCGCACCCGCCGCUGCGCGACCUCGCGCAAAGCGUGGUGAUGGCGGUGAACCGCGAAUACGUGUCGCCUAGCGACCCGCCGACGGUUCUUAAAGACGGAGACGAGGUGGCUCUGAUCCCGCCCAUCAGCGCUUCAUCGCUCCUCCCCUCUCUCCCCUCCCCCUUCCACCGCAUCUUCCCACGCGCCUACCUCUCCCCCCACCGCCCCUACCUCUGCCUCGCCGCCCGCCUCGCCCACGUGCUCCGUGGCGUCGCCAGGUGGCGCGCUCUCAUUCGCUACCGCCACAGCAGCAGACCCAGAGGAAGCAACCGGGAAGGCCGGAGCACAUGGGCAUGGAGGGCAGUGCCGGCCCGUGUGGUGAUGCAAGGAGGUGUGACUAUCUGGGUGGCCUUCGACCUGGUGCGUGCGGGGAGAGGGGCUAGCAGUCCCGGGGGCACCAAUGGGAGCAAUGGGCGCAGAGAGGCGGCAGAGGGGGGAGUGGAGGACGGGGGUGAUGGGCAGGGGAGGGGGGAUGUGGAGAUGGAAAGGGGGAUGGCGGGUGAUAUGGGGGGGAUGCAUGAGGAGCAGGCGAUGAUGGUGGAGGUGCAGGGGUUGUGGCGGGGGGGUGGUGUGGGCACAGGGGCCAUGUGGCUCACUCUCUUCCGCACUCACACGGAUGCUAGUUGCUCUGAGUGGACCCUCCUCGCCUCUUUCUUCCACCCACCCGCCAUGCCCCCCACCACCACCACUGCUGCCGCCUCCUCCCCCUCUGCGGCUUCUCUAUGUGCGCGUGAGAGGGCGGAGGGGCAGCAAGGGGGAGGGGAGGGGCCACACGGGGUGGUAUUCCUCCACGCCAUGCACCUGCUGCACAGCUUCCCUCUCCCGCUCCCACACUCCACUCCCCUCUGCUGCCCCACCCCCACCGACAUUUCCUCUGCUCCCUUCCCUGCCUCUGCUGCCUCCUCUUGCGCCUCCUCUCCCCCGGCCACCCCCCCAUGCACCUCACUGAGCGUCCUCAUUGACUUGUGCCUGCCUCGUGCACUCCACUGCUCGCUCCUGCCCUCUCAAGGUGCUUUCUCGCCUACCCUCGACGCCACUCGCACGUCCUGCACGUCCUUCGUCCCCCUUCCUCUCUCUCUCCUCCCUCUCCUCCCCUCCUACUCCCUCCCUGCUUUCCUCCCACUCAAGCUCUCUCCGUACCAGACUGCUGUAACUUCAGAUGCCAUCCCUUUCCUUCUAGCCCUGCUAUCCUUGCAGCCAGCCCUGCCUUUCCUGCACCCAUGCCUCAUCCCGCCACCACUCUCUGCUGUUGCCACAACUGUUGCCGUUCAGCAUAACAUUCUCAUCCCCAUCCUUUUCCUGCUUUCUGAUCCCUCUUCCUCUUCCUCUCCCCCUGCUCCCGGCCCUCUCCCCUCUCCCCACCCUGCAGCCCAUGCCAUCACGCUCCAUGCAUACCUCUCCCUCUCCACUGCUCCGCCACACACUCACUCCACAUCUAUCCCCUCGUCACUGCAGUGGGAGGGGGCGGGCAGCCGUGGGUGUGUGUUGCUGGGGCGGGCAGCAGUGGAGGUGUGGGAGACAGAGGGGGAACAGGAGGAGGGGGAGGAGGAGGAUGCAGAAAGUCACUCACAUCUGCCUACACUGCAGGGAGAUGGGCGAACGGAUGGGAAUGGGGUGAGCAGUGGGGCAGAAGGGAACGAUGGAGGUGGGGGGAGUGAUGGGGAAGAAGGGAGCGAGGGGGGUGGCGCUGGGAGCAUGGCAUGGCGGCUGCUGUUUGUACCAGAUGGUACAGACGAGCCUCUCUCUGCCAAUGGAGUCACCAUUGAAUGGCGGGCGUCAAGGGGGGCGAUGGGAGGUGCGGGAGGAGGUGGAGAAACGAAAGGAGGCGUUGAAGCACGAGCAGGGGGGGGAGGAGGAGGAAGAGGGGAGGAAGGAUUUAGGAUAGGGGGUGGGGAAGGUAGGGGGAGAGAUAGUGGGAAGGAGGCAGGUGGUUGGCAUGUGUCACUGCAUUUGUCUGCAGAGGGUGUGCGUAGUGUGUUUGGCUGCCAUGCAUGUGACAGUGCGACAGGCUCUUAG